Molecule: messenger RNA, 1149 nt
Organism: Arabis nemorensis
Lineage: Eukaryota; Viridiplantae; Streptophyta; Magnoliopsida; Brassicales; Brassicaceae
Source: the annotation of a GenBank genome assembly
AUGCAACGUUGUAGUGAAUCAGAGUUCCUUGAAUUUCGCCAACGGAUUAAGGAAUCAAUCAGGAAGAAUACGCAGGUCGAAAACGAUAUUGCUCCAAAUUCAGAGCAGAGUAAAAGAAAUCCUCCGUAUAACGACUUUGGUUCCUUCUUUGGUCCUUCUCAGACUGUUAUUGCUCCAAGAGUAUUACGAGAAAGCAAACCGAUGUUCGAAAACAAGCUUCUGACUGAAAAAAUGUUGAACUCGAUCCAAACUAAGAAAAGUUCUGGUUCCGGGACUAAGAAUCCGAAAGAGGAGUUGAAAAGAAAAGUUGAGAAACUUAAAGAUUCAAGAGACUACUCAUUCCUUCUCUCUGAUGAUGCUAAGCUUCCUGUUCUCAAAGAGGAACCACUUUCUCAAAACCCCGCUACUCCGAAUCCUAGACCGGAUUCUUCAGGCAGCCAAUUGCAACCUAGACCGGGUUCUUCAACUAACGGUCAAGCGAAGAUGAAGAAAGUCUCUUCGGUAAAUUCUCAAACGCAUCGAAAAAGUUCCAAAUUAAGUCCUCAGAGAGCAGAUUCAGUACCAAGAAGUCAAACUUGUCAGAGACCAUUAACCUCAUCAAAGCCAUUGACUUGUGUUCCAAGAAGUCAAACUAGUCAGAGACCAUUAACCUCGUCGAAGCCAUUGACUUGUGUUCCAAGAAAUCAAGGAGUAAAACAGAGAAAAGUAUCUCAAGAAGUCACAUUGUCUCCUUCGAAAAGUAUCUCAAGCAAGCCACCAUUGAAACGACAACCUCAUCAACUAAAGAAGAAGCUGAAGAAGAAAAUGUCGAAAGAUGAUGAAUUAGCGUUGGAAAUGGUUAGAAAAAUGUGCAACACUGAUCGUUAUAAGGGUCGUGAUUUCGAUGAUUAUGAUGAUGAAAACAUGGAAACCAACUUUCAAGAUUUGAUCAAAGAAGAGAAACGAAGUGAGAAGCUCGCGAAGAAAGAAGAUGCAGAGCAACUACGCAUCUUUCUCAAGUUGUACACUACCUGUUCGAUGAAAUUCCUCAAAGAGGGGAAGAACUUGAAGCAAAGACUAUGCUUAUACGAGGUUACUUCUAUUAGCUCUUCCUCCAAGGGCACAAAAAAUGGUGAUUUGGUCGCCUUCGCUUGUAAGAAGAUUUGGUAA